Phacochoerus africanus (Common warthog) is the source of this 1081-nucleotide messenger RNA. It is a transcript of the gene MRPL50, whose product is annotated as mitochondrial ribosomal protein L50. Bases 43 to 522 code for a protein of 159 amino acids. The record is from RefSeq and is a predicted model, not a curated record. Lineage: Eukaryota; Metazoa; Chordata; Mammalia; Artiodactyla; Suidae. Gene Ontology annotation, cellular component: mitochondrial large ribosomal subunit; mitochondrion. The transcript is spliced from 2 exons.
GUCGGCGGGGGGCGGUGUUUUGUUUCGAAGUUCUCCUCGAAGAUGGCGGCACGGUGGGUCUCCGGUCUUGCCAGAAGAAGCCUCACGUGUGCAGUCUUUGGGGCGCCACGCAGAGAAUUUUGGUCUCCAUUCAGAAAAGAGAAGCAGCCAGUGGUGGCUGAGACAGUAGAAGAGGUAAAGAAAGAACCUAUCCUGGUGUGUCCACCCAUACAAAGCCGAACAUACAUACCACCUGAAGAUCUCCAGAGUCGUUUGGAAUCUCACGUCAGAGAAGUUUUUGGCUCAUCUGUACCUAGCAAUUGGCAGGAUAUCUCCCUGGAAGAUGUUCAUCUGAAGUUCAGCUUCUUGGCACGUUUAGCUAAUGAUUUGAGCCAUGCAGUGCCUAACUCCAGGCUUCACCAGAUGUGCAGGGUCAGAGAUGUUCUUGAUUUCUAUAAUGUGCCUGUUCAGGAUAGAUCUAAAUUUGAUGAACUCAUUGCCAGUAAUCUCCCUCACAACUUAAAAAUCAUUUGGGGUUACUGAACAGUUCAGAAGAGGAACACAUUGAAAGCAUUUUCUUCCCCUUGAGAGGGAGGUUGCUUAUCAGACUUUUUGAUACUUUACCAUUUGAAAUGCUAUCGGAACUGUUCAUUAAACCCACUUUUUCUGUGGAAGAAUGUGUUAUGUCUCUUUUUUUUGUCAUCAUGAGUUGAUAUAUCACUGGAUUUUCUUUUUUCAUAUUUGCUGAAACUUGUUUUUUUGUAGAAUAAGGAAAUAAUUUACAAAAAUAUUCUUUGGAAGACAACCAUAAUUAACUUGAAUUUUAAGACAUGUUCAGAUGUGGUCUUUGUUCUUCAUAGGCAUAAACUAUUAGAUACAAAAGAAUGUUUUAAUUGUAUUAGAUCUCUUAAAUCUGAGAUAGUAUUUUUAUAUGUAUUACAUACACAAAUAAGGAAAUGGGUAGUUAUAAAAGAAACAUGAAAAUCUGUGUUGUAUAUUAUGAGAGUUUCACUAUUUGCUUUAUUGCACAAGUGGAUAUAGUAGAAAAUGAUACUAUUCAAUAUGAAUUAAUCUCUUUUGAAAUUAAAAUAGAUUUCUUGAA